UAUCAUUAUCAUUACUACUUCUACAAAUACAGCUGAAUCUCUCUCUCUCUCCUUUUUGUAUCAUUGUUUCUCCAAGCUGUCUAAAGCAAAAUAUUGGCCUUCUCACAUACACCUUAUAUAUAUAAUAUAUACAUAUGUAUAUGAAAACUCACACAAAUCCAAAUGUAGUUUUUGGGCUCUGAUGCAUAUUUGAUUCUUCCAAAUAGCUGGAGGAGUUUAAAAGGGUUGAUUAAUUUCUGCUCUCAUCUCAAAUCUCAAGGCUAAACAUACCUCAUGUUGUUUACCUUCUCCAUCAACCAGCAUUACCUAAUUAAUCAUCUUAGCAUCAUCAACAGAUUAAAUUAAAUCACCGGUCCCAUGGCCGCGCUGUCUCAGAUUCCGACACCCGGCAGGUCCUUUUCCUCCAAGGACCUGCAGAGGCGAGGCGUGAUGCGGCGCUCGUAUUCCGACAACCACCUUCUCUCGCACAAGGCCAGAGCCUCGCUGCAGGUCCAGCCCGGACCCAACCUCAAGAACAGCCGUUUAUUCAACAUUCAGCUCUCCGGAGCCGCCAUGAUUCCGGAGACGCUGAAGUCGUUUCUCUUCGAUCCGGAGACGACGAGAAAGGAGGAGGUGAGUAUCGGAGAGACUGGCGAUGAUGAUCAGGAUCAAAUUGAGAUCCAUCAAGGGAAGAAGCGAGGGAAUUGGAUCGAGAUGAUCGUGGAGCUCAGGAACAAAUGGAAGGGGAACCGAAACGACGACGUCGAGAACUUCCAUGUGAAUGAGGAUGGCGACGGAGAAGGAGGCUGCGACGUUGAUUACGAGGAAGACGAAGGCGGCGUCGAUGGAGAGACGUUUUCUUCCUUGUUGAGACACGUGUCGUGGUCGGAUACGAAGCUUUUCGCACAGCUCGCUUUCUUGUGCAACAUGGCGUAUGUGAUCCCUGACAUGAAGAGGGAGGAUUUGAAGAGGCAUUAUGGGCUAGAGUUCGUGACAUCUUCUCUGGAGAAGAAGGCAGCUGCUGCGGCCAUCAUCGAACCGGAUUUAUCGUCGCCGGAGAUUUCAGGGGCUUCGUGUUCGCCCUCAGCUGCUUACGAGAUUGCUGCCACGGCCGCAUCGUACGUCCAGUCGCAGGCGAGCCAGCUUAUAGCGUUGGGCGCGGAGCCGGAGCUGGGUGAAGAUGAGGAGAGCGAGAUCGAGCCGAGGAAAAACAAGUCGGAGCGGGCGGCGUGCGUGGCUGCCUCGACCAUGACUGCGGUGGUGGCGGCCGGGGAGGAGGAGAAAGAGAAGGCGGCAAGGGAUCUUCAGUCGCUCCAUUCCGCACCGUGCGAAUGGUUUGUGUGCGAUGAUUCUGAUAUCUACACUCGCUCCUUCGUCAUUCAGGGAUCGGACUCAUUGGAAUCAUGGCAGGCGAAUCUCUUCUUCGAGCCGACGAAAUUUGAGGGGACAAAUGUGUUUGUUCACAGAGGAAUAUAUGAAGCAGCAAAGGGGAUAUAUGAGCAGUUCAAGCCGGAGAUAAAGGAGCAUAUAAAGAGAUUCGGGGAGCGGGCGAGGUUCCAGUUCACAGGGCAUUCGUUAGGCGGUAGCCUCGCCCUUCUGGUGAACUUGAUGCUUCUCACCAACAAGGAAGUGAAGGUGGGGAACCUUCUCCCCGUCGUGACAUUCGGAUCGCCAUUCGUCUUCUGUGGCGGCCACAAGAUCUUGGAGCAGCUAGGCCUGGACGACAGCCAUGUGCGUUGCGUGAUGAUGCAUCGAGACAUCGUGCCAAGAGCCUUCUCCUGCAACUACCCUAACUACGUCGCGCAGCUGCUCAAGCGUUUGAGUGGCACGUUCCGUUCCCAUCCCUGCCUCAACAAGAAUAAAGUGCUGUACACUCCGAUUGGGAAGGUCUUCAUCCUGCAGCCACACGACAAGACGUCUCCGCCCCACCCGUUGCUCCCAGCAGGGACCGCCCUCUACGAGCUGCACGAUGCCAACGCCUCUUUAACCAAGCGUGCCUUUAGGGAGUUUCUGAACUCGCCCCACCCCCUAGAGACGCUGAGCGACCCAACGGCCUAUGGCUCACAAGGGACGAUCAUAAGGGACCACGACUCCAGCAACUACUUGAAGGCGGUGCACGAAGUCAUAAGGCAGAAUUCGAGGGCCUUCGUGAGGAUAGCAAGAAAAGAGAGGAACCAAAUGUGGCCAUUGUUGACUUCAAGAUCACCACAUGCUUGGCGCCACACUUGUCAUAUUAUAGACGAUAAAGUACUAACUGGAGCGUGAGGUGAGAUACUCUUAAUGUAAACACCUCUUUCUUUACUCUUGUAAAUAAAAUCCACACAAACUUGUUGAAGGAAAACAUGAAGAAUUAGUACAGCUUUCUCAACAUA
Salvia hispanica is the source of this 2351-nucleotide messenger RNA. RefSeq names its product alpha/beta-Hydrolases superfamily protein. Gene Ontology annotation, molecular function: glycerophospholipid phospholipase A1 activity. Gene Ontology annotation, biological process: lipid metabolic process. The record is from RefSeq and is a predicted model, not a curated record. NCBI's taxonomy places the organism in Eukaryota, Viridiplantae, Streptophyta, Magnoliopsida, Lamiales, Lamiaceae.